Molecule: messenger RNA, 1069 nt
Organism: Mixia osmundae IAM 14324
Lineage: Eukaryota; Fungi; Basidiomycota; Mixiomycetes; Mixiales; Mixiaceae
Exons: 2
Coding region: 221-943 (240 amino acids)
Source: RefSeq, a predicted model, not a curated record
UUGCAGCUAUUUGAGAUCAAAUGCUUGCGAAGCUUGCCUCCGACUCAUUAGAUACAGCUUUCUGCUGGCUCUAUUUGUAUGACCCGAGUUGGCGUGUCGACGCCCGAGAGGAGCGUAGAGGGGCUGGCAACACGUAUCAUACGUCCCUUAUCGAAAAGGGGAAGUGGAUGGUAGACGAGCUGGCGUUGCUGCCCGAUCCUGUGCCAGAGAUAACAACGAUAUGCUGCCAGACAGCGCUCGCCUGCACGUACUUGGCCUUUUGUGGCUGUUCGCGGGCAGUCACACAGCCUGGGCAACCGCUCUGCAAGAACGAAAGCCACUUGCACGUCGCAAUUACUGCAAUCGCUUGACAGAAUGCGUCGUGAUAUGCGAGGAGAUCGACAUUGGCUGGUCAUUGCCCCCGGGCAAGAUGAUUGGCAUGUUGCCGUUCGAUUUGGCUGAAAUAUUCAUCGAUGUGCGCCCGGAGAAGUUCAAGAACAACAUCGUAUAUUGCACGGACCAGACCAGACUAAGCGGUGUCGACUGCACAGCUUUCGUCGCACAAGGCUUUCCCGAUGAAGUGGCAUUUCGAGUGAUGCAAGAUAUCCCGCUUGAAGCUGUGAACGAACCCGUGGGUGCGGCGCAGAUAUUGUCGCACUGCUGCAAGAUCUUUGCCACCAUCGAUGUCAACGUUGGCUUCACUCGACGCUUUUGGCGAUUCCGGUCCAUCUCGAGCUAUGUCCUCUGCGACUGGCAGAUCCUAGAGGAUGCACAGCGUCGGACAGACUGUGCAGGCUGGAUUCCGAAUAGAAGUGAGCAGGACGGCUGUCUCGUCAAAGGAUCGCUGAUGAUCGCGCACACAGGUACUCGAGCUAUCUGCGCAAUAGAAGCUGGCUCCUGCCAAGUUCAGCAAUUCACGGUCAGCGGGUCCCGUUGCUCCAAAACGCGUAUAUACGACGAUUGACGAGCUGUAGCCCUGUGAACCGCCCCUGCCGAUUUGGCAAUUUAAUCUCUCGACAUUGGCAUGUCGGCCUUGUUCCCGAUAUCGGGAGCUGCUGACAUGCAAGUAUCUGACUGGGCACACGUGACG